Molecule: messenger RNA, 255 nt
Organism: Staurois parvus
Lineage: Eukaryota; Metazoa; Chordata; Amphibia; Anura; Ranidae
Source: the annotation of a GenBank genome assembly
AAUCACCUCUGGGUUUUUAAUUUUUUGCUAAACAAACCAAAAACUGAAAAUUUUGGGGGAAAAAAAUGUUUUUUCUUAGUUUUUGUUAUAAAAUUUUGUAAAUAAGUGAUUUUUCUCCUUCACUGAAGUGCGCUAAUGAGGCUGCAGUGAUGGGCACUGAUAGGCAUCACUGAUGGGCACUGAAAGGUAGCACUCAUAUAUGGCACUGAUAGGAGGCACUGAGAGGUGGCAUUGAUGGGCACUGACAUCAGGCAU